Messenger RNA from Panicum virgatum (switchgrass), 1366 nucleotides. RefSeq names its product probable carboxylesterase 17. The transcript has a single exon. Bases 119 to 1174 code for a protein of 351 amino acids. Gene Ontology annotation, molecular function: hydrolase activity. The record is from RefSeq and is a predicted model, not a curated record. NCBI's taxonomy places the organism in Eukaryota, Viridiplantae, Streptophyta, Magnoliopsida, Poales, Poaceae.
AAAAGCACCAUUUCGCUCUGGCAAGUGGCAAAAUCACACCAAACCUUGCAAUCCAUCAAGGCAUCAAUAGCGGAAACGGGCUCCCAACGAAGCUGGUGCUCGACUGGUGGCUACGACCAUGGCGCAGGCAGACCCUAACAGGACGGUCGUCGAGGAGGUUGCGGGCUGGAUCCGCGUCUACUCUGACGGCAGUGUCGAGCGGCUGACCCCGCCGGGAGCCGAGCCUUUCACCGCGGACGUCCCGCCCUAUGCCGAGCCACGGGGCGGCGUGACCGUCCACGACAUCACCACGGGCCACGGCGUCAACGUCCGGCUCUACCUCCCGGAGGCGGCUGGUGAUCAGUCGCCGCCCCGGCGGCGUCCGGUCCUCGUCCACUUCCACGGCGGCGGCUUCUGCGUCUCCCGCUCCUCGUGGGCGCUCUACCACAACUUCUACGCCCCACUCGCCGCCGAGCUCGGCGUCGCGGGCAUAGUCUCCGUUUACCUCCCCCUCGCGCCCGAGCACCGCCUCCCCGCCGCCAUCGAUGCCGGCCAUGCCGCGCUCCUGUGGAUCCGUGAUAUCGCACACGGCGGCAGCAACGUCAACGGCGAUGAGCACUCUACGGCAGCGGUGGAACGGUUCCGUCACGCUGCCGACUUCUCCCGCGUGUUCCUCAUCGGCGACAGCUCCGGCGGCAACCUUGUGCACCUCGUGGCUGCCCGCGCUGGCGAGGAGGAGAAGCUGGGAGUUCUGCACCCGGUGAAGCUCGCCGGCGGAGUGCUCCUCCACCCCGGCUUCGCCCGGGAGCAGAAGAGCCGGUCGGAGCUCGAGAACCCACCGAGCCUGUUCCUGACGCCGGAGAUGAUCGACAAGCUCCUCGCGCUCGGCUUGCCCAUGGGCGUCAACAAGGACAGCCCUUACGCAUCGCCGGAGCUGGCGGCCAAGGCCGUGGCGCAUGUGCGGAUGCCGCCGUUCCUGCUCAUGGUUGCGGAGAAGGACCUGCUCCAUGAUCCGCAGGUGGACUACGGGAAGGCCAUGGAGCACCUUGGGAAGAAGGUGGAGACGGUGGUCAGUCGAGGGGACGUCGCGCACAUCUUCUAUCUCAACUUCUUCGCCGUGCAGUCCGACCAGCUCACGGCGAAUAGGACGAAGGAGCUCGUUCAUACCAUCAAGUGUUUCAUCGACCGGCACUGAUAUGAUCAUCCAUCCAGGAGGAAUAUGCGUUGGAUCUUCAUUUCAGUUGGUUACUUUGUUCAUCAUCUUCCUGCCACGUCAUUGUUUGGGUUGAUGGUUUUUACAUUGCAACAUAGAUUGGCAUAUUUUAUUGAAUUUUAACUCAUCACUGUUCUGAUCGAUGUUUGAUCAUUUCAAAGCAAUUUACUUCUA